AUGGGUAUCUUGGUGGAUAGGAAAGUGCGAGAGUCUGUGGUUGAGGUUAGACGAGUGGGUGAAAAAUUGAUGACUAUUAAGUUAGUAGUUGGAGAGUCCACCUUAAACGUCGUCAGUGCUUACGCAUCGCAUGCGGGCUUGGCUAAGGAGAUUAAACGACGCUUCUGGGAGGGGUUAGAUGAGAUUGUGCGCCAGGUUCUGCCUGCGGAGAGGCUAUUUAUAGGAAGGGAUUUCAAUGGUCGUAUUGGGUCGACUGCAAGUGGUUAUGGUGAGGUGCAUGGAGGCUUCGGUUUUGGGGAGAGGAACGGAGGAGUUACCUCGCUAAUGGACUUCGCUAAGGCUUUUGGGUUGGUGACUGCGAACUCUAGCUUUCCAAAGAGAGAUGAGCAUUUGGUUACUUUUCAAAAUGCGGUGGCAAAGACUCAGAUCGACUAUCUCCUCCUCAAGAGGUGUGACAGAGGGUUGUGA
This is a messenger RNA of Nicotiana tabacum (common tobacco), 468 nucleotides long. The record is from RefSeq and is a predicted model, not a curated record. NCBI's taxonomy places the organism in Eukaryota, Viridiplantae, Streptophyta, Magnoliopsida, Solanales, Solanaceae.